AUGGCAAACGACAGACAGCCGCCGAAAAUUCAGGUCGCGGGUCAGCACUCUCCACACAUCAUAUUCUCGAAAAAGAGGAAAAGCCUGCGCAGAGGCGCAGCGUGCUCGCGUCGCGAAGGUAUAUAUGAUCGGUCGCCCGAUUUUUAUGGUACCCUUCAUAAGAACAUGGCAUCAGAGAUGUUGAAGUCUGAAAACCCCAAAACAGAGCUCUGCUUUGGGCGAGCAACACAAACCCGGAACGGACAACGUCAGCCUCCUUGCGGUGGUUUUAGAUACCUUGAGAUGCGUGCACUUCCCUUGUCGUUGUGGCUUGAGGCCUUGCAAAUUACUGUUCUCGGCUACGGCGUGGUGCACACGCCGUUUAAUUCACCCAUUAGCAUUUUCAAGAAAGCUGUCGAUCAGGUUUUUAGAGCGAGCAAACUGCGAUGCCAGGAAGGCUUAACCCUCAUUGGGCGUGUCAAGCGAGCUGCUGUGAGAUUGGUUGCCGGCCUCAAAUCCGUGGACUAA
Messenger RNA from Opisthorchis viverrini, 507 nucleotides. RefSeq lists its product as hypothetical. Bases 1 to 507 code for a protein of 168 amino acids. The transcript is spliced from 3 exons. Lineage: Eukaryota; Metazoa; Platyhelminthes; Trematoda; Opisthorchiida; Opisthorchiidae. The record is from RefSeq and is a predicted model, not a curated record.